CCCCGCGCGCGCACUAGCUAGCGCGAGGAGCGUCGAGCACGAGCACCUAGACAGGAGGAAAAAAAAUUGCGGCGCAGUAGCAUUGGACUGGCUGAUAAGGGAAAUAUAUUUUUUCCCUGAAAAUUAGACACCGAUCCCUCGGAAAUAGAUUGGAUUGAUGCGCAGGGCUGGAGAGAGAGAAGACGAAGAAAGGACUGGAAUGGAAGUGGAGUGACGCUGAGUGUUUCCCCCGGUGGAGGUACUACUGGAAAUGAGAGGGUUGCAUUGAAUGUACCAGAAAAAGCAUUUUGUUUUGCUGCAGAUGAAGAAAAGAAAUAGAAUCAUUUACAUAAUUUGUCAGUUUUAAUAUGGUCAGCUCUGAAAUAUAAAAAUCAAAAGUAAAUUUGAAAGUGUUGUAAAGAUUGGCCUAUGUUUUUGAAAAAUUCUUGUAAGGAGAUAGAAGCAUUUUAAUUUUUUUUAUUGUUUUGGUUGGCUGAAUAUUUGGAUAUGUUAAGGUAGAUGUUAGACACACUUAUGCUGGGUGGCAGCUAUUCAGAUACCUUUAAAAUCACUGUAAGGACUUUUAAAAGUACACACAGUGUAUCCUAGACACAGCUAUAAAAUGAUGGAUAUGGGAAGAAGCAAAAGAAUGUUAAGACUAAAUUUGUGAAGGUGAAAAUCUAGUAAAUUCACAAAAUAUAAUCUGGGUACUCCUUUAUUUUUGGGUAUGUUGUAAUCAAAUCAUUGUUGACUAGAGACUUAGUCAUUUUGUUAUUUUAUGUAAUAUAUAAUUUUUUUCCCUCCUCUGUGUGACACAGAGAACAUUAAUGAAGUGAGCGUAGUUCUUCUCAGUUAAAAACAAUUAACUUUUAAAUUUUAAGAUUAUUCUGUAUACUUGGGAAAGACUGACAAUAAAAUGAACAGCUGAGGGGGUUUGAGGUGUAGGCAAGCACGGAGUGCUGCUUCUGGUGCUUCACUGACCAGAUCACCCUGCAAGCCCUUUCUACAGUGUUCAAAUCUGCCUUGAAGAGAUCAGGGAGCUCCUGUACUGGACACAUCAAAGCUGAGGGCCCACAAGUUCUGCUUGGAGGAUCCUUGCCAUGAGGUUUGAUGCCUCACUUCGUUGACAAAAGUCAUUGGACCUAAAUGGCGCAGCAUGACUUUGUUCCUGCUUGGCUUAAUUUUCCAACAUCUCAAUCUUCAAACAAGUCCUCUUCUACCAGUGAGAAACACAGUGAUCAUUUUGCUCGAGGUGAUGGUCGUUUUGGCGUAAAUCGUAGAAGGCACAAUUCCUCAGAUGGAUUCUUUAGUAAUGGUCUACUGCGAGCUGCUGGAGGUAGGAAAGAUGGUUGGUAUCAGCCUUCAUUACUUCGCCACGAUUCUGUAGAUUCAGGUGUUUCUAAGGGUGUUCAAGUUAGCCUUUUUGGAAACCAGGUUUGCAAAGAAAAUGCCAGUUGGCACAAUACAAAUAGAGGCCAUGACUCAGUCAACCAGCGUAGUAGCAAUAAUUCCCAUCGACAUUGGAAUGGCAACUUUCAUAACCGAAAGAAUUCAGGAUUCCAGGACAAGCCACCUGCUGAGGUAAAGGACGAAAAAAAGGAUGAAAAAGAUGAAAAACUACAGUUUGAAGAGGAAGAUUUUCCAUCUCUGAAUCCCGAUGCAGAAAAACAGCCUAGCCAGAGCAGACCUGUCAGCACACCAACAGGAGUGUGGGAAAACCCUCCAAGUGCCAAGCAGCCAGUUUCCAAGAUGCUGGUCAUCAAAAAAGUUUUGAAAGAGGAACCAAUAUUCUCAACUAGCUUUUGUUCCUCAGGAAACCCUUUUUCUAACAGCAACAAAAACACUGCAAACCCGAGCGUUUACAAAAAUCUAAUACCCAAACCUGCAGCUCCUCCCACAAAGCCAGGUCCAUGGAAAUCUGUUGCAAGGGAAAACAAACCUGGCUUACUUUACUCUGGCCAAGAUUCAGCAAUUACAAGUCCUGUUGCAAUGAUCAAACCUUCAGUGCAGUCUACUGGUAGUUGUCACAUCUCUCCAAAAGAGACUCCUUCAAGUACCACCCCUCCAAUAGAGAUCAGCACAAAUCGUUUAAUGAAACUAACUCGGGUAAAGUCAGACAAGAAGAGUGAGUUUCUGAAGACACUGAAAGAUGACCGGAAUGACGAAAUCUCAGAACAUACAGACUUCAACAAAUUAGAAGACUGUGUACGUAAUAUUCCAGAAACAAAUGAAAAUGGGAAAGCAAAUGGUCAUCAGCAUAGUCUCUCAUUCUGUGGCCCAGAAAAAGAUUAUCUCUCCAGUUCUCUUGAAGCAGAACAUAGAUUAUUGAAAGCAAUGGGUUGGCAAGAAUGCUCGGAGAAUGAUGAUAACUUCUUGCCUUUGACUGAAGAUGAGCUCAGAGAGUUCCAGGCCAAAACUGAACAGCUGAAGAAAAAUGGCUUUAGGAAAAAUGGUUUUCAAUUGAAGAACCGGUGUACAGCUUUACAUUUCACCGACUGGAGAGGCUUUUUCAAUACAGGACUUCAUGAAGCAUCAGAUUCUGAAACUAGCAGUAGUACCAAUUCUGAUGAUGACGCUUAAAUUUGGUACAAGUGGAAUUCACGUUAAAUGUUUUCUUAUAGCUGGAGGACUAAACUUACUAAAGCUCUUUUGGCACACAGAGUUAUAUUUUUCCAUGCACAAGGGAGUUGAUCAUAUCCCAAAGAAGAAAAUUUGCUUGUUGAGCUUUUUUCUUUUUUCUUUGACCAGCUGGUCCUGUUGAACGCUUCGUAGAAUGAAAUAUGAGUCAAUAAAGAAGAAAAGGGGCAAAACACACUGAGUAAUCACUUGCAAGGAAAAAAUUGGUUUUUUUUUGAAAGCUUGGAAAAAAGCAUUUGCA
This is a messenger RNA of Chiloscyllium plagiosum (whitespotted bambooshark), 2857 nucleotides long. RefSeq names its product GC-rich promoter binding protein 1-like 1 (gene gpbp1l1). The record is from RefSeq and is a predicted model, not a curated record. Gene Ontology annotation, molecular function: DNA binding; RNA binding. NCBI's taxonomy places the organism in Eukaryota, Metazoa, Chordata, Chondrichthyes, Orectolobiformes, Hemiscylliidae. Gene Ontology annotation, cellular component: nucleus. Gene Ontology annotation, biological process: DNA-templated transcription; positive regulation of DNA-templated transcription.